AUGGCUGCGCGGAUGCUGGCGGCGGAGCGCGGCGCAGGCCACGCGCGCGCAGCGAGCGCGGACCUCACGGCGCACUACGUUGCAGCUUCCGCUGGGGGUGGGGGUGGGGGGGGGGUUGCGGGCGGAGGUGCUGCUGCUGCGAGCGCGGGAGGUCUGUCUUGGGGAGCGGGGGCGGCGGACGAAGGGGGGCGCAGCGGGCGCAUCUCCCGCGUUUUCAGGCGGUUAGGGCUGGGGAGCGGACGCUCGUCCCCGGUGGGCGUGAGUGGGCUUGGGGGGGCGAGCAGCGGGAGGGUGGACAUGGGGGUCGCGGGGGGAGCGGGAGGCGGGUUCGAAAAGAGUUUCUAUGAUACGCCGUUGCCUCUAUCAGAGGAUAGGAAACGGCUGAAUAGGCCGUCUGCUGCUGCUGCUGCUGCUGCUGCUGCUGCUGGUGGUGCUGAAAGUGGGACGGUGGAAUCGAAGAGGAGAGAGGAAGCAGAUGCGAGGAGGGAAGAAAAGGAGUACGGGGGAGAGGAAGUGGAGGAGUGGGAGGAAGAGUUAGUGGAGGAGAGGGAGGAGGAGGCGAGGAGGAAAGGAGUGAGCACGGACGAGAUGCAUCAGGGGUUGCUGUUGAGAGGCUUGCGUGGUGGUGGUGACGGCGGUGCUAGUAGUUCUUCUGCCUUCCAUGGCAGCCGUUUUCCCGUGUCGUCCCCUCCUCACAACGCACCUGCUUCUGCUACGCCCUCUUUCGCGAGAGGAGCAGCGCAAGGGGCCACUCCCGCCGGCGCAGCAGCAGCAGCAGCAGCAGCAGAUGCAGACACAGCAGAAGGCGCAUCAGCAGGGGCAGAGGCGGGGGCGUGGGCGGUAGGGCAGGAGAUCGAAGUAGACGUGGUGGGGGAGGAUGGGCGCAGCAGCACCAUCCCUGCGCGCCUGGUGGAAGCCACAGUGGUGCAGAGCGGUGCAGGGGGGCGGCGAGUGAUGGGAAAGAUUGUGCUGGCAACAGGGGAGGUGAUGAUGGUGGCGGUGGAAGAGGAGGAGGGGGAGCGCGGAGGCGCGCCCAUGGCGCAGCCUGUGGGGAAGGGGGACAGGGGGGACGGGGGGGACGGGGGAGAAGGGGGGGACGGGGGGGAUGGGGGAGAGAUGGUGGCUUGGGGAGGAUCGGGAACGGGGGUAGGGAGAGCGGUUGCAGCUGGCGUGUGUGCAGAGGAGUUGGGGGCGGUAAUAGUGGGUGGUGGGAGUGAGAGCUUGGGCGAUAGACUUGGUGGGCGGAGGGAGCAGAAGACAGGGGGGAGGGAUAAGGAGAGGGAGAGGAAGAAGGAGAAGGAGAAGGAUAAAGAAAAGGGGAAGGAGGCUGGGAGUGUGAAGGAGAAGGAUCGAGCGUUGAGGGAGGUUCUGGAGAUGUCUAAGGGGAUUGGACGGUCCAGAUCGAGCAUGGCAGAGCUGAUCAAACGGGUGAGCAAGGACGGAGGGUGUAGCAGUUCGGAUGAGAAGGAGGGGGAAGUAGCCGGGGGGUCGCAGGGAGGGGGGAGAAAAGAAGGGCCGAGAAAGGAAGAGGGGCGAAAGGAAGUGGGAAAGAAGGAAGGGGGCGUGGGCAUGGGCGUGGGCAUGGGCAUGGGGAAGGGGAAGGAUGCAUUGAGAAAGGAACGAAGCAGUAAACUGGGGCGAUCACAGUCGAAUGUUGGUGAGCAACGUAGGGGUGGUGCGAUGGAAGGGGAGGGGGUGGGGAGGUCGCGAGAAGGUGCAGGGGAGAAGCGGCGGGGGUCAAGGCUACGAGGGACGUCACAGGGUGGUAUGUCCUGGGGUGGUGCUGCUGAUGGCGCUGCUGUUGGUGGGAGUGGUGUGGCUGGGAUGGGUGGUGUGGGUGGUGUUGGUGGUGGUGUUGGCAGUGGUGGUGGCGCUGCUGUAGGUGGUGCGGGGAUGGGAAGCGAGGAGGAGUCAGUUGUUGGGAAGAGUGUGACUCUGCCGCUGGAGAGGGAGAGGGAGAGGGAGAGGGAGAGAGAAAGGGAGAGGGAGAGCGAGAGGAGGGCAGAUGGGGGGGAGAGCGGUGGGGAGAAAUCGGGCAUGGGAGUGGGCAUGGGCAUGGGCAUGGGCAUGGGCAUGGGCAUGAGCAUGAGCAUGGGCAUGGAUGGGUGGUCGCCGCACAGCAGCAGCGAGGGGACAGAGGGUAGCCGGCACGGGUCGGAGCAGGGGGGGAUUGCGCUGGGUGCAGGCGGGCUCGGAGGGGCAGGGGUAUGGGGUGGGGGAGGGGGAGGGGCAGGAGCAGGAGAGGGGGAGAAUCCAGAGGCCGUGGCAGCGAGCAUGCGGAGGGCGUGGGUGAGAGGCGGAGGGGGGGGAUCUCGGCUGAGUAUCCAGCAGCGGGAGCGGCGGCGCGCUCACAGCCGCUCCCAAAAGGACGCAGCUUGGUCCUUCCCUGCCAUGCCAGACCUUGAAGCUGCUGCUGCGCGCCUGGUGAUUGGGCCUCAGGAAGGGGAGGGGGAGGAGGAGGAAGAGGCGUUGCCUCCCCUGCCGGAGGGGGAGGUGGAAUUGGCAGCGGCGGCUGCGGCUGUGCGUGCUGCUGCUGGGUUGGGAGAUGGUGAGGAGAGUGAGAGUGAGAGUGAGGGGGAGGAGGAGGAAGGGAGGAGGGUUGGGGAUGGGAUGAUCAGCCCCUUGGUGAGUCCUAUCCGGAGCUCUGCUGAUCUUUCCGCUGGUGGGAGAGGUGGUGAAGGCGAAGAGGAGGAAGAGGAGGAGGAGGAGGAGGAGGAGGAGGAGGAGGAGGAGGAGGAGGAGGAGGAGGAGGAGGAGGAGGAGGAGGAGGAGGAGGAGGAGGAGGAGGAGGAGGAGGAGGAGGAAGAAGAGGAGGCUGCUACACCUCCGUCCCUUGGCCGUACAGAUGCCAGUGGCGGUCUUAUGACCCCUACCACCACCACCAUCGCCACCACUGCUCCCACCGUUCUACUCCCUGCAAGUUCACCAGCAGGCAAAUCAGCAGGCAGAUCAGCAGCAGCAGCAGCAGCAGCAGCAGUGGCAGCAGGAAUGGGAGUGCCUCCUCUCUACUCCCCCGUGCUGAGACCGUCCGCGGCAGCAGCAUCAGCGUCCGUCAUUGCUGCUGCUGCUGCAGCCGCUGCAGACGCCCGCUCACGCACGCCUCUCCGCGUGGCCAUAGCGUCCCGCCAGGGCGCUGCUGCUGGCCGCUCAACAGCAGCAGCUGCUGCUGCCGCCGCUGCUGCUGGUGCGGGUGCCGGGGCUGCUGGUGGUGCUGGGGGUGUGAAGCAGGGGGGGAUGCUGUGGCAGCGCAGGAGCACGAGUUUUGGGGCUAUGGAGCUAGAAUCUCUAAUGACUGGAAGAGGGAAGGAUCCGUGGGGUAUGGGUUAUGCGGGCCCUCUCAGUUCUGGCGCCAAGGCUGUUGCAAGCGCUGUUGCUGCUGGUGCUGGCGCUGGCGCUGGUGCUGGUGGUGUUUUUGCAGUAAGGCCGCGGUCGCCGCUGCAGCAGCGCAAGAGAGUGAUGACAGACCCUGCUCGCAUGCGGCCACCUGUCCCGCCCAGCACUGCUGCUGCUGCUGCUGCUGCUGCUGCUGCUGCUGCUGCUGCUGCUGCCGCUGCUGCUGAUGUGCAUCUGUUGUUGCAGCAGGAGCAGGAGCAGGAGCAGGAGCAGGAGCAGGAGCAGGAGCAGGAGUGGGAGCGGGAGCGGGAGCACGAGCGGGAGCAGGAGAAGCAGCAAGGUAAGCAGCAGCAGCAGUUUGUCUCGGAGCAGGCAAGUGUGCAGCAGCGGGCGCAGCAGUCGCCACUGGCAAGGAUAAUGUCUGAAGAUGAUGGCGUGCCACGCAGCGACUCCGUGGUCAUACAUGAGUUCAGCUGUGAUGACAUGGACUCGGAAGGGGGAGUGGUGGCGGGUGAGGAGGGCGAGGAGGUCGAGGAGGGCGAGGAGGGCGAGGAGGGCGAGGAGGGCGAGGAGUGGGAGGAGGAGGGAGAGGAGGAGAGAGAGGAGAGAGCGGAGGACGGGAGAAGGAAGGAGUGGGAGGAUGUGGAGGAGGAGGUGGUGAGUGAGGAGGGUGGAUUGGAUGUGAGGGGAGGAAGAGCGGUCAAGGUGGUGCGAUGGAGCGAGGUGAAGGAGGAGGGCAGGGAGGGGAGGGAGGGCAAUGCACGCUUGGAAACUUCAGAGGAGGAUGAGUUAGAAGCAGAUGGGGAGGAGGAGACUGAUUCUGAUGGGGCAGAGGAUGAGACGGAAGAGGAAGAGGAUGAAGUUGUUGAUGAGAUGAUGUUUGUGCGAUCGCUCUCGACGAUCCGACGGCCGGAAAUUGUUCGUCGGCUCAGCAGCGUACGCACAAUGGGAGCAGCAGCAGCAGCAGCAGCAACGAGCCGCGAGUUUGGGAUCAUAGGCAUGGCACGCUCAGCUGCACAAUCGUGCCAGGAGCACUGGUCCCGCCUCUUCCUCCGGUACUUAGAGCUUUCCCUCCAGCUGCCCUCACAUGCUGCUGUCGGUGGGGUGAACACCAGUAGUGCUCGGGAGCCUGCGCCCCAGCCGCGGUCGCUGUCGGGGCUGUUUGCUUCGGACGAGGGCGAGUGGCUCGGGAGUGCCGUGCCUGUGGUUCGGAGCGUGCAGAGCAACCCCAACUGGACGGCAGCUUCGGCUUUAAGAGAAUACGAGUGGGUGAAGAGAAAGUUCCAAGGGGCGUGUGGCAGCUGCGAGCAAUUCUCGGAGACUCAGGUGAGGAAGCUGUUUGCCUUUGGGCUAGCUGUGUGGAUCAAGUACUGGGAGCAGUGGGGGGAAGAGAAGCCAGACUGGGCAUAUGAGCUGGAAGAGUGGUACGGUGGGGAGGAGGGCGAGGAGGAAGGUGAGGGAGAGGAGCAGGAGGAAGGGGAGGAGGAGAUGGGGGGCAACAGGCGGCAGCAGCAGCAGCAGCAGCAGCAGGGGGCAGAAGGGAAUCGGCGCCCGUCCUUCUUCUCCUCCUCCUUGGCCCAAUCCCUGCGCCGCCACGGCACCUUAGGCCGCAGCUCAGCCGCCCUCACUACUGCUCCCAUGCCCUCUCCUGUAGAAGCCCGGUGGGGCUCCCAAGGCUCGCUGCAGUACAGACUCGCCAAGGAAGCUCUAGCAGGGGCAGGGGCAGCAGGGGGAUCAGGGGGGGGAGGAGGAGGAGGGGGGUACUUGCAGGGGAUGGUAUGCAGGCAAGACGAGGUGGUGUUGCUGGUGGGUCUUGCUGCGUCCAUCUGCUCUUGGCAGCCUGCCACAGCGUGCAUGUGCCUGCUUCACCUCCUCGACCGCCUCGCGUUUCUUGAAUCCGCCGCUCGUGCUGCCGAGGCUGCUGCUGCGGCCGCAGCUGCUGCCGGCCUGGGAAAUGUGAGGACAGCUGCUGCUGCUGCGGCGGCUGCUACUGCUGCUCCUGCAGUCCCAGCUGGUGGUGCUGCUGCUGCUGCUGCUGCUGGUCAGCAGGCCCUGCUGCUCUCGCCCCCUCGCUCGUCGUCUCGAUUGGGGAGGAGCGCGGAUAGCCAGCCCACGUCUCCCACAUUCAGCCAGGCGCCAAGGGACGGUGCUUCUGCUUCUGCUUCUGCUGCUUCUGCUGCUGCUGCUGCUGCUGCUGUUGCUGCUGCUGCUGACAGUGGGAAACAACACCGCCACCACCACCACCAGCACCACCACGAGCAGCAGCAGCACGAGCAGGGUACGAGUCACAAGCGCCGCUUCUCUCUUGCGAUAGGCUCCGCUCUCCUCGGCUCGGCCUUCUCAAGCUUCCAACACUCGGGCUCUGCUGCUCCUGCUGCCGCUGCUGCCACCGCUGGCAUGCCUGCUCUCUUUGACCUCCUCCCGUCCGCUCAUCUCGCCUCCUGCCGUGCACUGGUCAUGAGCUGCCUUCGGUCCGUGCUUACUGCUUGCUUUGACCGCGCUGCUGCUAGUGGCGCUCUGGGAGGAGGGGGGGAGGAUGGUGGGGGAGCGGGAGCGGGAAUGGGACGGUCGAGCUCGAGGCAUGAGCUGGUGAUGCAGGCGCUGUUGAAGCAGCAGCAGGAGCAGCAGCAGGAGGAGGAGAUGCAGAGGAAGCAGCGUGCAGAGCAGGGGCAGGGGCAGGGGCAGGGGCAGGGGCAGGGGCAGGGGCAGGGGCAGGGUCAGGCGGGGGCACCAGAAGAAGGGCAGGGAGAGCAGUCCAAUCCCAAAGAUCAGGAGAAGAACCAGCAAUCAAGACCGCAACCACAAUCACAGCCCCAGUCACAGCCCCAGCCACCGCAGCAGCAGCCUCUAUCACCACCACCACCACCAGCAGCAGCAGCAGCAGCAUGGGCACCACUCCCUCUCUCAGCCCUUGCCGAGAUCGCACUAGCAGAAGGCAUAGCGCAGGCGAGGCACAGCAACUUGGCGGAGCGAUGCGAGGAGAUAGACAGACUCUACUACUCCUUCGGCUUCGGCCCCGGUCUCCUAGCUAUGAACCUCGCUGUGGAAGCCCGGUCUCUCAGGAACCUCUCUGCAGACGAUCUACUGGCAAUUGCACGGCACUGCGUCCGAAUGGGUUUACACGAGGCUGCUUUUAGGUUCGGCAUGGCCGCCGUAGCUACGGGCAGGCUCGGCGUGGACGGGUUCGGGCAGGUGAUCUCGAUGGUGUUUCUCGGGCGAGGGGUGGAGUCGGUUUCAGCGCGGUUCGCGCGGCUUGCCACUGCGAUCAAGAAUGCACCAGGAUCAGCUAUGGCUGCCGCGCCUACAGCUACAGCAGCUGCAGUGGCAGCUUCUGUAGCAUCCGCGCUUGGCCGUGCGGCGAUGGCAACUGCAGGGCUGCAUCUGCCGCCGCUGCCGCAGCCGACACCAGCUCCUGUGUACAUCGGGCAGUUUGCAGAUGCGAUGCUGAGAAGCAAGCAGCUGAAGCAGCGAUUCCCGUGGGCGUAUGAGGUCACUCUGAACUUCCUCAGGAUGAAUCUGAGGGGUAGUAGUCCUGGGGGUGGGCUCAGUAGUGGUGCUGCUGGGUCGUUUAACCUUUCUGGUGCGUCUGCUUCUGCUUCUGCGUCUGCUUCUGCUGGUGAUAGUGGUGGUGGUGCUGGGAAUGCAUUAGAAGCGCUAGAGCGCGAGCUAGCAGCGCACGUGGUGCUAAACCGGUGGCUAGGAAUAGGCCUCCCAGGAAGUGGCGUGCGCACAGUGGGGCAGGCAGAGGAGAGGGCAGUGGAGGUAGUAGAGCAGAUUGCAGACCCGGAGCAGCAGGUGGGGUGGGCCGUGUGGCUGCGCGUGGGACGGCUGCUGGAGAGCGAGCAGCCGCAGCUGCCCAUGCUGCUGGAGACAAUGCAAGUCAAGUCCGUCAUGCAUACAUACGAGCUCAUAGACGUCAACGGGGAGGCAGCAGAUUUCCUCUCUCUAGAAGCCUUUGACUGGGGCUUACAGGGGCUGCUAGCCUGCCUAGACCCCUCUGACGGGGCGGCGGAGCUCAUAGAUUUGAUUUACCCGCUGGACGAGGAGCGCGUGCUGCUGUGCCUCACCAUUGCCGCCCGCAUGGCUGCCACCCACACCGUGGGGAGCGGGCGGCGAUGGCCGACCCGGGAUCUGCCAAAGUUUGUCGCCCAGUUACUGUCCCUGGCUGAGACGUGGCGAAUGGAGGGCCAGCAGAUGUCGCGAGCAGUGAGCGUGGUCACUCUGCUGUGGGGAUGGGCGCUCCCAAAGAGAGAACAACUCAUGGACCAAUGCGGGUCUGCUGAUGAAGCAAGGGAAGUCCUGGAGCGCACUGCGUCCUCGAUAUGGAGGUCCCUUGCACGAG
Closterium sp. Naga37s-1 is the source of this 7675-nucleotide messenger RNA. Lineage: Eukaryota; Viridiplantae; Streptophyta; Zygnematophyceae; Desmidiales; Closteriaceae. The record is from the annotation of a GenBank genome assembly.